Messenger RNA from Equus quagga, 830 nucleotides. RefSeq names its product profilin 1 (gene PFN1). The record is from RefSeq and is a predicted model, not a curated record. Gene Ontology annotation, molecular function: actin binding. The transcript has 3 exons. Gene Ontology annotation, biological process: regulation of actin filament polymerization; actin cytoskeleton organization; positive regulation of actin filament bundle assembly. Lineage: Eukaryota; Metazoa; Chordata; Mammalia; Perissodactyla; Equidae. The coding region runs from base 153 to 575 and encodes 140 amino acids. Gene Ontology annotation, cellular component: cytoplasm.
UGCGAGGGCUGCUGCACAGCUAGCAGAGCCGCGGUCCGGACAGCAGCGCGUGCCCCAAGCUCUCCGCCUCCCCCCGCCCGCCAGCCCGAGGCAGCCCGAGCCCAGCCCGCGGCCCCAGCAGCAGCGCCGAGAGCAGCCCCAGCAGCAGCGCCAUGGCCGGGUGGAACGCCUACAUCGACAACCUCAUGGCGGACGGGACCUGUCAGGACGCGGCCAUCGUGGGCUAUAAGGACUCGCCCUCCGUCUGGGCCGCCGUCCCCGGGAAAACCUUCGUCAACAUCACGCCAGCUGAGGUUGGUGUCCUGGUUGGCAAAGACCGGUCAAGUUUUUUCGUGAAUGGGCUGACACUUGGGGGCCAGAAAUGUUCUGUGAUCCGGGACUCACUGCUGCAGGAUGGAGAAUUUACCAUGGAUCUUCGUACCAAGAGCACCGGCGGAGCCCCCACCUUCAACAUCACUGUCACCAUGACUGCCAAGACGCUAGUCCUGCUGAUGGGCAAAGAAGGUGUCCACGGUGGUAUGAUCAACAAGAAAUGUUAUGAAAUGGCCUCCCACCUGCGGCGUUCCCAGUACUGACCUCGUCUGUCCCUUCCCUCCACCACUCCCCACUGCUUUUGCACCCCUUUCCUUCCCUUCCCAUACACACACAUACACCAUUUUUAUUUUUGGGGCCAUUACCCCACAUCCCUUAUUGCUGCCAAAACCACAUGGGCUGGGGGCCGGGGCUGGAUGGACAGACACCUCCCCCUACCCAUACCCCUCCUGUGUGUGGUUGGAAAACUUUUUUGUUUUUUGGGUUUUUUUUCUGAAUAAAAAAGAUUCUACUAACAA